Molecule: messenger RNA, 4475 nt
Organism: Acipenser ruthenus (sterlet)
Lineage: Eukaryota; Metazoa; Chordata; Actinopteri; Acipenseriformes; Acipenseridae
Product: zinc finger protein 800-like
Exons: 7
Coding region: 366-2474 (702 amino acids)
Source: RefSeq, a predicted model, not a curated record
UCCAAUGGGUCAGCUGCCCCUUCCUUUGCCCACCCCCUAAGUGGCGAUGGCAUUGGCAUUCACAUUGCUCUAGACAAGUAUGAGGACUGCACCUUUGCGCAGCAGCAGCAGCUCUUUAGUUCUGAAACUUAGGUCCCCCUCUCAGUGCACAAAGCAGGCAGCUGCUGAAGGAACAGCUACAGCGAGUGAACCGGUGCUGAGAGCAGUAAUAAACAAUCUCCAGUAGAGAUACCGAGACACGGACACGCAAGGAAGCCACACAGACAAAACCCCGUGACCGUACACGGCUUUACCAGGAUUUCUGAUCUUGGUCAGGACUUUUCAGGUUGAACUGAACUGAAGCUUGCUGUCCUGUGGUGAAAACUAUGGAGAAGUCUCCCUCUGCCAUUAGGAAGACUUCACACUUUUUACGUAACCAGCACACCAGUAAAAAUGACUCUGACGUAGAGGAUAAUAAACCACGGAUGCAAAGAACACCUGUGAAAGACCAGUGCUCUCAGACAGAGCACCAUCACCAUGGCUGCUGUGAACCAGCCUAUGCUAUGGAGCCUGGUGAUCCUCCUUUAUUACAGCAGCAACUUCAAACAUCAAAAUCUGGUAUUCAGCAAAUCAUUGAGUGCUUCCGAUCAGGAACUGCACAGCUUAAGAAUAUUUUACUGAAGGAAGUGGAUACUAUUUUUGAAUGUAAACUCUGUCGAAGUCUCUUUCGCGGUUUGCCAAACCUGAUCACACAUAAGGAGUUCUAUUGCUUUCCCAGGCUAAAGUUGGACAAUGACCCUUCAGCUUCAAAUGAUAAACAGAGUCAAGCCAUAAAAGAUCUUCUGGAAGCCAUAUAUCCAAGAAAGGAGAAGCAGGAAUACGUUGUAAGACUGGAACCAAUAGAGACCAAUCAGAAUGCAGUGUAUCAAUAUGUCGCUGGAAAAGAUGAUCAAGAGACAGUGAAUUACAGUUCUCAAACUCAACACCAAGGACAUUUGGAGGAGCCCAGUCCUGAGCAGAACCAAACUGAAGUACCACCAGGCACAGAAAUUGUAGAGCCAAUUCCUGUAGAAGAUAUUAAAAAGGAAGUUAAAGUGUCUAUGGAAGACGAAGCAAUAGAGCCUUUCCUUUGUCUAGAUGAAACCUCGAACAGUGAUUCUGUAGAUCAGCAGGUUGCAUGCUGCAUCUGUGGAAAAGACUUUAAUACAAGACGCAGUGUUCGUCGUCAUAUAAGGAAGGUUCACAAGAAAAAGAUGGAAGAAUUGAAAAAGAACAUAGAGACGAGGAGGGGGGGUCCAAAUCCGCCGUCUGUCAUGACUGGUCGUUCAAAGAGUGCAUUGCUUUCAUCAGGCAGAAGCUGUCCUGUUUGUCAAAAAUCAUUUGCUACCAAAGCCAAUGUUCGCAGACAUUUUGACGAAGUUCACAGAGGGUUAAGGAGGGAUUGUAUAACUCCUGAUAUUGCUACAAAACCAGGUCAACCACUGUCUCUAGAAACCAACGGCUCUCCUAAGAAAUCACCUGGCUCUCUGCCACGCAGGAAAAAGUACUCUGCUAGGGCGGAGUACAACCUGACUGCUCGUAAGUGUCUCCUGUGUAAGAGGAAAUAUUCAUCUCAGGUAAUGCUGAAAAAACACUUGCGAAUUGUCCACAAAAUGACCAAACUGGAGAGAGGUUCAAAUGGUACGAUCAGCAGCACAGAAAUCAAAGUUAAAGUUGAAACCUCUGAUUUAGCAGAUCACAAUGCAGAAUCAUCUGAACCAGAUGUCAGUCAGUUUCCUCCGAAUGACUCAAAGGGCACAGGUCAAGCAGCGGAAAAGAGACAUACACCCACAGCACAGAAGAAUAAGGGUAAACAAGAAAGCGACAGUCCAAAGUCAUCCAGUCCUCCUGCAGCAGGUGGCCAGCAGAAGGUCAGGAAGCCCAAACUAUCAAUGGGCUUUGACUUCAAGCAGCUGUACUGCAAACUUUGCAAGCGGCAGUUUACCUCCAAACAGAAUUUAACAAAGCACAUUGAUUUGCACACAGAUGGAACUGAGAUCUACAUCAAGUUCUACCGGUGCCCUCUCUGCUUGUACGAGACCCGCCGUAAGAGAGAUGUGAUCCGGCACAUCACAGUUGUGCACAAGAAGUCCUCGCGAUACCUAGCUAAAAUAACUGCAAACUUAGAAAGCAGAGCAGUAAAGAAGCCUGUUGAGAUGGUACUAAACAGCGUGGUUAAGCGGGGCCCCCAGAAGGACGAAGGGAAAAGCAUGAAUUCAAAGCAAGAUGGCACACCUAGCUCUCAGUCUAGCAGAAAACAUGACACUGUUGAAGUAGGCACAGAAGUCAAAUUCGCCAAAAACCUCUCCCUGCACACGUAUAAUAAGUGUGGAAAAGCCUUUGCCAAAAAGACGUAUCUUGAGCAGCAUAAGAAAACCCUUAGGACAAGCGCGUCAAGCUCCCCUGAAGAAAGCAAAACCACAGGUCGUAGUACACGGUCAAAGGCAGUUUUUUAAUACCUCCAACUGAUUUACAGCGUGCUUGCACUGGAUUAAUAAUUAUAAAAUGUACUGGAAAUGAAAACCACUUACAAUACUGCAGAAAUUUAUACGACAAGGAGAAGACGACAAUGAAGAAAAAAAAUGCAGUCUUUCACAUGUAUACUAAUGGCUUUCAUCACAAUAGUUUGCUAAAUUAACAUUAAAAAAUAAUGUAAUGAUUUCAGUAUUUUUAAAGUUAAUGUGUGGAAAUGUUUGAAGUACUUCAUUGCACUCAGCUUUGGGGUCCCACUGCUAUUUUAGAUUAGGGGUCGCUGUAUGUUUAAAAGUCUACGUUAUAUAAAAUGUGUGCAGUAUGUAUUGUUCAGCAGGUGGUAACAGCUUUUAUCACACAAUUAAAGAUGGCUUAAUAAUGCACGAAUGGUGAAGACACACGUUUAUGAUGUCAGGCCAUUGUCGUGAGUGUGGUAAAAGUUACCACUUCCUGAACCACGCAUUAUUUAUUUUCAAGAAAGAAAAAUACUAUACAGACAAAAGUCAGAGACAAAGGUGUCAUUUCUUCUGGAGGAGGAAUGUUUUUAUUAUUAUAUCAUAAUGGUGACCAAUUGCAACGUGAUAUUACAUAUGACAUUUUUUUGUCUCCACUGCAGGUGAUAACACGAUUUAUCACACAAAAUACUAUAAUGUAAUAUAGGAAACAUAAUGGAUUUGUGAGAUACCAAAUGUGUCUCUGCAUGUCAUUGAAGAAAACUUGGAGUUAUGAUACCUUACUCAUUGUGCACACAUAAUGGAACAUACAGACAUUAAUCUUUUUUGAGAAAAAAAUAAGCUAUUUGCAAGCCGUUAUUUGCAACAGUACCUUUGGUCAGUGUUUUGAAUCUGCAAUAUGAUUGACUAGUUGUGAGUUUUCUUCAUGCUUUUUUGAGGAAGAGGUUUUUUUUUUUUUUCUUUUGGUUCAAACUUGUUUUUGAAGAGAAUAUGUUUAAAGUUAAAGCUUGGGAAUAAUUAAGCUGACAGCUUUCCAAAUAUACGAGUAGAUUCUCUAUGUACUCGUGGGUCGUGGUUUUAGGUGUGUACAUGUCUAUUAUAUUGUACUAUACUAUAGACACACACUAUACACAGUACUCUUGUUUUGCGAUCUGUCAUAUAUGUUCCAUUAAAUCUCAAUUCAGGAUUUAAAUGUGGUUAAUAACUGAUAGGCAACAUCAUAACAUGCUUGUGUUUGUCUUGAAUUGUACAUUAAAUAUGUAUUUUGAUAACUUGAUCUGUACUCUUCUUGAAUGCUAUGUCUUUUUUUUAUAUAAGAAUGGGUAGCAAAUGAUUUUGACUAAUAUUUGUGUAAAUGUACUAUAGUAAACUUAAAUUGAUGGGCAACAAACAUCAACAGCACAUUUAAGUACAAAAGGUUUAUUUUGAAUUUCAUAUUAAGCUGUAUCUACAAGAUCACAUUUUAAGUUGUAAGAUCCAGUAUUCAAAUGAACAAUUCACAAAUGCCAUUGAUGUUGGUUGAAGCAGGAUGAUUGCAUAUAUAAGGUAGUUUGUUUUCUAAUGAAGCACAUUUUAUGUAUAUAACAGAUAUUGUACAUGGUGUUUUAAAACAUUCAUUUUUAAAGUGAUCAUUCUAAAUGUUUUAACAUGAUCAUUCUGCCAUGGUCAUUUUUACAAAUGUCUGCUGUUUCAGAAUGCAAAGUAAAUAGCAUAGAUCUUCUACUUGUAAUUAUGGUAGUCUUCCUAGCGCUUUUCACUAACAAAACAAUGCAGUGAAUAUGAAACAGAUAGUAUUGUUGCUAUUACUGUUCAAUUGAAUGUAUAUGAUGAUGGAUAAAUGCACUGUAUUUUACUUGUAAUAAACUGAGCUGGAAUAUAGCUGUGUUUUUAGUUUGGGAUGCUAGACUAACUGUAAAUGAGUUCCCCUUGAUGGGCUAAAUGACCUUUUUUUCAUUCUCAAAUGUUUAUGUUCUUAUGUAGGAACUCAUUUUUGAUUAACAGUCAAACAUUAAAAGAACUAUAAAGUUUGAA